AUGAUUGGCAUUUGCUCUCUUUCCCCUGCCCAUGUAAUCAGCGGCAAGCCAGUUGUGGUCGACAUCGCCGCACUCAGUGAAAGCCGGUUCUCCGACGAAGGCUAUGUAGAGGAGGUGGGUGUUGGUUAUACCUUUUAUCUUGGCUGCCCGAAGGCAGAGCGACGCGAGGCCAGCGUCGCCUUUGCUAUCCGAACCGACAUCGUGGGAUGUCUACCCUGUUUGCCGCAGGACAUCAAUGAUUGCCUGAUGAGCCUCCGUCUGCCUCUUCGGGGUGGUAAAUUCGCUAUCAUUGUCAGCGUCUAG
This is a messenger RNA of Dibothriocephalus latus, 303 nucleotides long. Lineage: Eukaryota; Metazoa; Platyhelminthes; Cestoda; Diphyllobothriidea; Diphyllobothriidae. The record is from the annotation of a GenBank genome assembly.